AUGCCAGUGUUUUUUACACCAAUACCCCAGAAUUUGAGAGUGGGUCUGGUGCACGCCACUAGUGCCAUAUUUAUCAACAAUAGAACAAGAGAUAGCGGUUAUCUGGGGGGACAUGGAGUUGAGAAGGAAGUUUCCAGCAAGGUUUCAUCUUACCUGCCUCUGCAGAUGCUUCUCUACUUCAAUACUUUCUUCUUUCCUUUCUGGUGGCUCUCUGAGAUCGUCAUGUUAGAGUUAAAGUUCAGCCUACUUCCUGGAUACUACCAGUGCCUGAUGGUGGGUGGAAUGGGAAUAAUUAGCAUACUUGAGGUUCUCCGUGUGUACCUCGGCUACGUUGGGAACCUGAAAGAGAAGGUCCCGGAGCUAGCUGCUUUCUGGCUGAUCUCUCUAGCCUUCCAGCUGCCCAUCCUCCUCUUCUUUGUCACUGAUGAAGGCUUGCUAAUCCUCCCUCUGGAGCGAGUAGUACACUCUCUGUAUCUGGCCUUCCUCCUGGGCGAGGUGUUAUCUUCAUUUGUGGCUCUGAGGGUCAUGACACGGAAACUCGCACUGCAGUUCCACCUCAGGCAGUUCAGACCUGUUGACCCAUCCUCUGUGUUCAGCUUCUCUUGUGGAAAUAGGAGUGUGCUACCAAUUCUCCCGAUGUCUGAAAUCAGUGCCAUCACCAUCGCCAGUCCUCCAGUUAAUGCUCAUGCUGCAUAUCGUAAAAGCAGCAAAGCUCCUCAGAGAGCCGUCACGCUUUAUGCUGAAUCGCAGGAACGAGGUUGCGGUCCUGUGUGUGACAUGAAACACAGCCUGGUGUCUUCAUCGUGA
Neoarius graeffei (lesser salmon catfish) is the source of this 807-nucleotide messenger RNA. RefSeq names its product transmembrane protein 17A. The transcript has 5 exons. Gene Ontology annotation, biological process: non-motile cilium assembly. Bases 1 to 807 code for a protein of 268 amino acids. NCBI's taxonomy places the organism in Eukaryota, Metazoa, Chordata, Actinopteri, Siluriformes, Ariidae. The record is from RefSeq and is a predicted model, not a curated record. Gene Ontology annotation, cellular component: ciliary transition zone.